CAGAUCAGUGCUAUGGUCAAGUCCAGGAACUAUUGCACACAGUCUUUUUGUUCUUUGAAUUUUGUAACUUGGUAAAAUGGGCCUGAGCUACUCCAGGGCUCAUCAUAAGGUGACAAAAGUGGCACCAGUGCAAACCAGAGAGGAGGUGCCUACUUCCCCUUGCACGUCUGCCGUGUGUGGAUUUCACAGCACCCUGGAAGAGAGACGUUUAUGCUCAUUUGCAGCCAUGGAAGAGCGAAAUCCAGUGUUUCAAAGGCAGCUUCCACCCCUAAGAGAAACUCUGUAUGGCAGAUGCUCCACAGUGCCCAGACCCAUUUCUUUUGACAUCAUGAUGGAAAAGGGAGAAACAAGUAUUAUUAAACAGCAUCCGCCUCGAAGACUCCAAAAGCUGGAACCCGCUGAUCUUCCACAAGUAAUCGCUUCCGAAAAGCUCCUCAGGCAGCAGGAAGGGGCAGCGGCCCGAAAAGCAAAGGAGCUGGAGAAGCGAGUGCAAACUGCAAAAUAUACGUCUGGAAGACGACAGCACUUACACAAGCUGCAGAUGUUAGAAAUGAACCGCAAGCGAGAAGAGAUGAAUCAUUUACAAAGCCAGGAGGCACUGAAGAGAAGUCUCCACAGGGAGGAAAAAACCAACAAACAAAAAACGAGGGAGCUCAAGGCUAAGAAAGUCCUCGAAACUCUUCAGAGAAACAAUUGCUCUGAAGGUGAAGACCUUGUCCCCAUUGAGCAUGACCAAACUUUUAAUGGAGACCAGGGAAAUACAUGGGAUGGAGAAUUCUUGGAGCGACACGAGAUGGCUGAAUCCUAUCCCAGCCAGAACAGUAAAGUGGAAAUGUGGUUCGUAAAGCACCAGGAGCCACAAGAUCUAUUUUGGGACAGCUCUAGCACUGACUCGGAUGACUGGAGAAGAGAAGAGAGAAAGCUGGGUCGCAGACCUGCACUAGUGAGAACCAAGACGGAGAGAAUCCCUCUGUUUGAUGAGUUCUUUGAUAAGGAAUUCUAACUGCAAACGAGCCGGGUGGGACUGGAGUCAUGCACUGAAAAAGCUCAGUUCUCUGAUUAUGCUUUAAACCCACUGGAUGGAUAGACAGCCGCUGUUAAGAAUGACUUCUCUUGUGAAGUAAAUAGAGUUGUGCAAGUAUGAAGAAAUACAAAGGAACACUGCAGAUACGGAUAUAACCAAACCCAUUUAUCUUUGCAGGUCUCGAAGGGCCACUAUUGUGAAGGUGCAUCUGCUUUGUGGAAAAAUAUAAAGAGAAAUUCAGGGGUAUAUACAACAA
This is a messenger RNA of Mauremys reevesii (Reeves's turtle), 1280 nucleotides long. It is a transcript of the gene CCDC198, whose product is annotated as coiled-coil domain containing 198. The record is from RefSeq and is a predicted model, not a curated record. Bases 77 to 1003 code for a protein of 308 amino acids. The transcript has 6 exons. NCBI's taxonomy places the organism in Eukaryota, Metazoa, Chordata, Testudines, Geoemydidae.